Nerophis ophidion (straightnose pipefish) is the source of this 4335-nucleotide messenger RNA. RefSeq names its product meiosis 1 associated protein (gene m1ap). The record is from RefSeq and is a predicted model, not a curated record. Gene Ontology annotation, biological process: spermatogenesis; male meiosis chromosome separation; meiosis I. The transcript is spliced from 15 exons. Bases 924 to 2618 code for a protein of 564 amino acids. Lineage: Eukaryota; Metazoa; Chordata; Actinopteri; Syngnathiformes; Syngnathidae.
ACACCGGGAGCAGGAUGAACAUUAUUCCGGCAGGAGUCAUCUUAACUCGGGUGUACAGUGGAGGUCCGCUCGCUUGAGAAAUGUUUGGACUUUUUAGCUCCAGUGCAUCUUCAUUCACACUCUCGGUAAAGUUUAGAAUAAGGUCGGUACCAAUUGUCAAAUUCCAGUUGGAAGAGAUCUCCUGUCACAUUGCUCCUGUAGUGUGCGCUCUUCACAAAGCGCGCAAGCAGGAGCGAGUCCACUCAUUUCAAAAUGUGUCGUAUUUACGAGAAGGGAGGCAAUCAGGCUUUGAUUGUGUAUUCCCUCGCUGUUGUGCUUAUCUUAUCUGUAACGGUUAGAAACUGCAACAAAAAGUAAUCCAAACUGAUAGCGGUCUUUCGCAUGGGAUAGUGACUAAUAUCCUGGACGAGGAUAAAAUAAAGACUCGCUCUUCUGUCCGGUUCUUUGGCUAAUCACACCGGCUGAAACAAGUGGCUUCUUCGUGAAAUAUCAGCGUGGUUCGCAUGAAGAAAAAAAACAUCAAGGAAAAGGAUGUCAAGAAUAGGUUUGUCAAAGCGGUCCACGCUCAGCAGUGUACGCCUCUUACAGGACUACAGUCUGAUAUGGGGCUCCCACUUGGCCCCGCCUCCCGGAAGAGGAAGCACAACAGGAUGCUUUGGCCCAGUCUCCACUGUCAAGUACAUUCCGCCACCAGGCAUGAAGUCCCCCAGCAUGUAAGUCAGACAUCUUAGACUGCGGCCCAAAGGAAUCCUGCCUGACACGAAAAAAGCUGCCGUCGACUCCCCUGAGACACUGCGCGUCAAGACACCCGUGGAGACACCCUUCCGACUAUCAGUGAACCAAUGAUUUCUGACAUUUCCGUGAGGGAAGGAGGAGGUCUUCAUGUAAGAAAUACAACAUUUUCCACCAGCUAGACAGGUGACAUGGAUAGCAAAAAGAGAUCAUACGGUUCUGUCAACACUGAAAGCUUGGUGUACUGGUCGUCCUCAUUUCUACGACAACCAGCAAGGGUCCUGAUUGUAGAGGCACUGCCGCCCUGGUGGUCUAACACCUGCCCAGUACUCUGCGAUGCUCUUGAUAACUUCUUGUCCCUGGCGUGUAGUCUGGAUGGACCCUGUAGGCUCCCACACCUCAGCUUGUACUCGCUCAGCAGGCAGCAAGAAUGUCUGCUUCCAUUUGUGCAAGUUCGUGGUAACUUGGCCAGGUUGCGUUCUUGCGUAGAGGAGCUUAGGUCGAUCCCCAGCGAAGGCUGCAGCAGAGGAACAGCCAGGGGAGGCGAGAUGCUGCGACAGGCGGUUCUGGACAGCCUGCAGCAGUUCAAACAGUACAUGAGACACAUUGGGGCCAACAGCCAGGCCAACAGCCACACAUGCGUUGAGGUUACCGUGGUGACUGGCCGGCCUGGUCGAGGCAUUGUUAACUUUUUGGAGAACGGGCUCACGGAUGCUGACCUGGUGCCACUCAAGCGUCUCCUGGUGGUGCAGCUCCACACUGAGGCAGAGUGCGGUGAAGAUACUCCCUCACCUGAAGCCUCACGUGAUGCUAGCGAAGAUAAUCUGUUGUUGGUGGACUUGCAGCAGGUGGACAACAAUGUGAUUGCAAUGGAGUCUGUGUUAAAAGCAUGGCUUCAAGAGCAAGGCGGGGACAAGGAACACCUCCACCUUCUUCUGCCCAGCCCACUGGAGAAUCACAUUCCAAUGUGCAUUAAGUGCGACAAGCAGGAGCGUCUCAUCAGCCCCGCCCUCAUCCCACUGUCCCCCCAUCUUGGUGUGAAGACAGAGAGCAUUCGUGAUUUCAUGUCUGUCUCAAAGGGUGCGACCAAUCAGAGCCAAGUACCACAGAAGAUGAGAGCAAUCAAGGCCCUGCGUGCUGAUGGCAUGUGUGAAAGCAUGUUGUACGGCCUGCCACUGGUGAUCCGCCCCACUACCUGCUGGCAGCUGGACUGGGAUGAGAUGGAGAACAACCACAACUGGUUUCAUGCUCUCUGCCACACACUACAGAGUCGUGACAUGUUCCUCCUGCUGCAGGUAGAAUCCACUCAGAGGUCGGCAACUGGAGGCCCAGCUGUGUUUUCUCACUAUGUCCUCCAACCCUCGGCAUCGCUCUCCUUCCUCCUGAAGCCGGUGGUCUCAAGAGAAUUGUUGUUGCCUUGCACCCCAUCAUUGCCAGUGCAAGAUCCCACACCUGAAGCCAUGCAGGUCAUACAGGGCUGCUUCACCCAGAUGGACGAGGAAUGUGUGUUCAAUCCCCACUCUCUGAGCAGCAACCUUUACCCUCACCUCAGAAGCCGAGGCCUGCUUUCUCAGCCGCGAUAUCCCUACAGGCUGCAGCCAGCUACACAUAGACAGCAGUCUCAACCACCAGAGGGAGCUAAAGCCACAGCCAGCAGACAACCGCGUCAGCAACCAAACCAGGCUCGUCAGCUAGGAAUGAAGAGCAAGAUCAAGGCGACCGUGUCCCCCAUGCCCUUCUCUUGUUCGUCUUCCCUGGGACUCCCACUUGCUAAGGCCUCUCGUCCCGUUUUGACCUUCCAAAGCAGUGGCAGCCAUCAGGCCUUCGUCUCUGCUCAUCAGGAACAGUUCGACGACAGCUCCAUAAUAACCCUGGACGAGGACUGAUGGGUGAGUGGAGGAAAGUUCAAAUUGAGAGAAAUACAGGGAGUUGGUGGAAUACAUUGUGUACAACUUCUGGCUACUAUUUAGCCAAAAUAAUUGUUUCUUUGACAUAGUCAUUUCCAUUUUGAGGUUUGCUGAUUUCAAGUCUGACUAAAGAAGCAAAAGUCACUUAUGUCUGGGUCAGCUGACUUAUUUAUUGCACUCAUCGCUAGUAAACAUCACGCUGGCUCAGUUAGAAAGAGUGUAUGUGUGGUGGGUGUGCGUAUGUGUGUGUGUUUGACAUUAUGACAGUCACCCAAUCCCCCUGUAAAUAAGACAAACAUAAUAAGAAGGGAAACAACACAAUGAAAGUGUGUACGUUAAAAACAAAUUAGAUAUUAAAGAGGAUUUAAGUGUGUGCAGCCCACAAGUCUUAUAUGGGGAAAAACAUUUCCAGCAUGUAGACCUGGACAUUGCUCUUGUUGCUGCAUCCUGGUCUUAACACAGCUUUUCCGUUGUAAUGAAAGCCAGACAAAAGCAACACACAAGAAGGCCUCUCUGCUUUCCGUAACCGCAGUUCAGGGAUCUCUCUGCGGGAGUUGAAAGGUGCCGUAGGACGAGAUGAAUGAAGAUAAGAGACAACAUGUUUUAGUUUCAUUUUGGAAAUUGUAAAUAUGAUUAAACGUUUCUACGUAUUAGUGCGUGUGUGUGUGUGUGUGUGUGUGUGUGUGUGUGUGUGUGUGUGUGUGUGUGUGUGUGUGUGUGUGUGUGUGUGUGUGUGUGUGUGUGUCUGUGUGAUGUUCGAAAUGGGGUCAAUACAAGUUCAUGCAUGUACACAUCUGACCCGUUCCGCAAGAAUUUGCCCACACAAUGCAAUUGAUUCAAACUCAUAUUAGUGUGUUGCCUCCUCCCAUUAUUACUAAUUAUAUAUUCCUCACAUAAGAGCAUCAUCUCUUUUACAUACACACACGUAUAACCAGGCUUUAAUCAGUCUCCCGCCAUUCCACCCCCAUGUUGAACCUUGUCACAUCAAGCGACGACCAGUGAGAAAUUACCUCAUAGCGUUGUGAUGUCACAGGACUUCCGCAUUCAAAAAUGACAACCACAACGACUCUUUUGUCUGCACAGAGAAUUUGUGCAAACCACUAAGUCCUCAUACUGACAUUACUUGGUUGUUUCCCUGGUUCUUUGUUUUCCCUCACAUCUUUUCUGUCACUGUGUGUAAAUUUCAUAAGGUGGUUUAAAUAUAAAAACAAGAAGCAGUUCCUCUUUCAGCCUGCAAACCGUGUAAGGAGAAGCGAGAUAGCAAAAGGGCUAUUUUGGUGUGGGUGUGUGCACUUAUAUUUCAUUAGUUUCAGAGACUUUUCAAAUUUUGCCAUAUGACAGAAAUGUCAGAUUUUAAGAAGUUGGAGUGUUGUGUUACUGUUUGGCUUUUGUAUUUUGUUCAUUGAUGAUUAUACAGUAUACAGUUGUGUCAGUGACACCAUGGUGUGUUUUGAUAUUUUGGUGGGAAGAUUUUAAAUGUGUCUACAUGGUUAGAACUGCCAUCUUCUUGCUUCAUUUAAAUGUUGAAAACAACAAAACAUAAGGGAUAUUGCUCUAUGUCAGAGGUUAAGGGCUAUAGUUUUAAACAACUCAGCAUGAUAUGAAUGCUGCAACUUCCUGCUUUGUUCUUUGUGUUUCAUUUUGAAGCAAUCGAAUUGGCACCUCAAUAAAAUAAAAAAUAUCUUGCGCACUCUGA